Messenger RNA from Astyanax mexicanus (Mexican tetra), 1855 nucleotides. Its product is annotated as E3 SUMO-protein ligase ZBED1-like. Lineage: Eukaryota; Metazoa; Chordata; Actinopteri; Characiformes; Acestrorhamphidae. The coding region runs from base 82 to 1686 and encodes 534 amino acids. Gene Ontology annotation, molecular function: protein dimerization activity. The record is from RefSeq and is a predicted model, not a curated record. The transcript has 3 exons.
ACUUAUUUAUUUACUUUAUUGUAGGUUAAAUGUAGGAUUUGCUCCCAGGAGCUGUCUUACUGUAACCGGUCCACCUCCACAAUGCUGAGGCAUUAUCGUGCCCGGCAUGAGAAGGAAGAAUCGGUUAACCCUCCUGUGAUCAACCCUGGUGUUUCCAGAAAGCAGGCGAUUGAUGAGGCUGUAGUGAAUAUGAUCAUUACAGACUGUCAGCCGCUUAGCCUUGUGGAAGACGUGGGGUUCCGAGACCUGCUCCAACUCCUUGAGCCCUCAUAUGUUCUGCCAAGCAGAAAGGCUAUCAAGACCAUGAUUAGCCAGAGGUAUGAGGAGAAAAAGGAGCAAGUUAAAAAAGAACUGCAGAGUGCAGUUGCAGUUAGCCUAACAGCUGACAUGUGGACAUCUAUCAACAUGGAGGCUUACCUGGCUGUGACCUGUCAUUACGUUGACAGUGAGGACCAUACACUGUGUACAUCAAUGCUGGGAGUGCAACACUUUCCUCAACAGCACACUGCUGAAAAUAUGGCCCAAGUAACAAAAAACUUAAUGGAGGAGUGGGCCAUAGCAGAGAAAGUGACAUGUCUGGUCACAGAUGCGGCUGCAAACAUGAUUGCAUGUGUCAGAAAGCUCCAAAUCAGACACACAAUUUGCAUUGCACAUUCAUUAAAUUUAACAGUUCGAAAAUCAUGUGACCAAAUUGAGACAUUCACUGAUAUCCGACAUAAAACAAGGCAGAUCGUAACAUACUUUAGAACCAGUACUACAGCCAAAGAGAAGCUGACACGAGUCCAGCUACAGAUGGGAGGACCAGUGAAGAAAUUAAUUAAUGAGGUGUCAACUAGAUGGAACAGCACUUAUUUGAUGCUGGAACGCAUUGUGGAACAGAAGGAGUCGGUGCUGGUAUCUCUGGCCUCUUUAAAAAGUGAUCUACCCCCGCUAACUACAGAUGAUUACAAAAUCAUAGAGGAGACACUCGGUGUGCUUGCUCCAUUUAAUCAAGCGACAGUGGAGCUGUCUGAGGAAAAAAGAGUAUCUGGAUCAAAAGUAAUCCCAAUGCUUAAAAUGUUGCACCACUCACUUCUACGCAAUGCAUCAAACGUGACCACGGAAAUCGCUAUCAAUCUUGUGGAAAACCUUAAAAGAAGACUGCUAGAAACACUGUGCAACCUGGAGUCAUUAAGUGUAAUGACAAUACCAACACUGCUGGACCCUCGGUUCAAGACGAUGGCAUUCUUAAGUGUGUCAAAAGCCAAUGAUGCAGUGAAAAGACUCAAAUCUGAGUGUGUGGCAGAAAUGAAAAGUGCUGUACCGACACAAAUGGAAGAUGCCCAAGCUGGUCCUUCAACUCUCUAUGCUCCCAGUUCAGAUGACAACCUGUGGCAGCACUUGGACAUGGAAGUCAAGGAGAGCAAGGCCAACUCAAAUGUCACCACGGAUGCCAUUAUCGAGGUACAAAGAUACCUCUCCGAGGUGAACACACCAAGAUCACAAGAUCCCUUGCAGUACUGGAAAACACAGAGACUAAAUUACCCUACCUUAUACAAACUUGCAAUAAAAUAUCUAUGCACACCAUCGUCAUCAGUGCCCUGUGAAAGAGUUUUCUCCAAAACAGGAGAAAUUGUUUGUAAACGGCGCAAUCGCCUCGGUCCAAAUUUAUUAAAGCAGCUGAUGUUUCUUAAUAAAAAUGUGUGAUUGAACCUUCAGUCUUUUUCCAGUCUUUAUUGAAGUUGCUUGCAAUGACUUUUUUAGUCCAGCAGAUGUCGCCAUUAUGUGAUACAGCAACACAGUUUCAACACAGUGUCGAUACAGUUUGGGAAAUGUGCCAUACACCCAAUGAGGCUUCAUCUGCCCAUCACUACUG